UCAAAAGAUUGUACUGUGAAGAGUCUAACCUUACGGCGUGGAAGUACCAUUGCUGACUAUACUCUCAUUAUUUCUUCUGGGGAUGUAAAACAAGUUGAUUUAGCAAAAGAUGAAAUGUUAAAUCAACUGGCAACAAAGUAUCCUGUGGACUUUGUCAGCGUUAAACAAUUAACUACAUCAGUUGAUCCCAACACAAUAAUUGCUGGGGUUCUAGUCACCCUGACAUGUGGACCUCCUCCGACUAAUCUGGGUUCAGACCUGACGGUGGAGUGGACACGUUCUGGAACUCUCCUGGCCACAGACAAACCCAGCCAAGAUGCAAUAUCAAAAUACACAAUCCCAAAGUUUUUGAAAAUUCAUGACGGAACAUAUGUGUGUCAAAUGAAGCGGAAAGAUGGUGCCAUUUUCACACAGAGCCUCUCCUUAACAUCCAAAGCAGCACCACAGAUUACCGUGAACCCAGUCAAAGGAACGGUGCAAUGUGGUGCUUCUGUGUCAGUGCAGUGUUCUGUUAACACUGGCUACCAGGUUGAAUUUAAAGGCCUGACUCUUCCAACUCCCGGUUUGGAAAUCAAGUAUGAUUACAAAGCCCCAGAUGGAUGUACCCAACAGGAAGAGACGAUAACCUGCCAAGUGACAACAAACCCACAGGAUUAUAAAAUAAUAACUCUGGAUUUAAUCAAAGAUGUUUUUUGUGAACCUGACGAUGUAUUCAGUGCCGGAUCGGAAGGUUUUGAGGCUGUUGCAUCCUGUGAAAAGGGAAAGGUGGGAAACAAAACUGCAGUUUGUAAGGCAGAUGGCAAAUAUGGAGAUAUUAAAGACAACUGUGUUCUAGAAGUCAUACAGAAUCUGCUCAAUGAGUCUGAGGCAUUGGAUGCAGUUACUCUGCCAGUAUUCUUGAAAGACCUCAAAGAUGCAACUAUCACCAACUCUAAGACCAUAACUGAUUCUCCAGCCACCAUCAGCGCCAUGGUGAAAAUCUUUGCAAAUAUUGGCAGGAGGGCCAAUUCUUUACAAAUCACAUUAUCUAAGGACUCUACACAGAAUAUCCUGGAAAGUGCAGGCAUUCUUACCACUGAUGCUGCAAAAAAUUCAUGGAAUGAACUGAACAAUGACAACAGAAGUGAAAGCUCAGAAAACAAAAAUGCCAGCUCUUCAUUUUUGAGCGCCUUUGAAGGGAUAGCAACCCAUGUUGUCAACGAACCUUUGAACAUAGAUACGCAGUAUAUUAUUUUCACCAAAAUUAAUUUCACAAACAAUUUCCAGGAUGACUUUAAUUCGUCCGUGGAAAUAGACAUACCAGAAGCUGAGGGAAGCAGGCAGUCAGUCGCAGUAAUGUUAUUUGCUUCCAUGGACAACGUCCUUCCUGCAAGGCAAAACGUGAACACAUCAUUCAGCGUCAUCAAUGGAAGGGUGGUGCUUAUUCGGCCAGAAUCAGACAUUAACAACAUAUCAAUAGUAUUUAAUGUUCUGAAUGACACCCUGGGAAAGCCUAAGUGUGUUUUCUGGGAUUUCCAUCUGCUUGAUGGUCUUGGAGGAUGGAGCGAUGAAGGCUGCUCCUUUGUACAGAAUGGAAACGGAACAGUCAGGUGCAGCUGCAACCACACCACGUCCUUCUCCAUUCUGAUGUCACCUGACAGCCCACAGGAUCCUGUGUUGGACUUUAUAACCUACAUUGGAAUUGGCAUAUCCAUGGGCUCCCUGGUUGUAUGUCUCAUCAUUGAAGGCAUCGCAUGGAGAAAAAUAAAAAAACAUUCAACGUCGUACUUGCGUCACGUCUCCAUCGUCAACAUUGCCGUGUCUCUCCUGAUUGCAGACAUUUGGUUCAUUAUUGGAGCGGCCAUUUCAAACACAAACAGUGCGCCGGCCUGCACAGCCGCGACCUUCUUCAUCCACUUUUUCUACCUGGCUCUGUUCUUCUGGAUGUUAGCCUCGGCUCUGCUGUUGCUCUACCGGACUCUCAGUGUCUUUGACGGAGGUCUGUCUAAGCUAACCAUGCUGAUCAUUGGAUUCUCUUUGGGAUAUGGAGCGCCACUGAUCAUUGCAACUAUAACUAUAGCUUCGACUGCUCCCUCAAAUGAGUACAUCAGACAAAACGUCGUCUGUUGGCUCAACUGGGACCAGUCCAAAGCUCUGCUGGCCUUCGUGAUCCCUGCUCUCUUGAUAGUGGUGAUAAACUUAAUCAUCCUGAUUGUGGUGCUGUACAAAAUACUGAGCAGAAGAGGUGGAGCAAAUGCAGCCCAAACAGAGGAGAAGAACAUUCUAUAUGUGAUUGCCAGGAGUUUAGCUGUGCUCACGCCGUUGUUCGGACUGACUUGGGGUUUGGGAGUCGGAGUCUUGAUCAGCCCAAAAAACAGAGGAAUGCACAUUACAUUUGCAUUGUUCAAUUCAGUCCAGGGUUUCUUCAUUCUGGUGUUUGGAACACUGUUGGACAAAACGGUGCGGUCAGCGAUGACCAUAUCUCAGGGAUAUUCCUCGCAAAGCAGGACAAGAAGCACCAGCAGAGGAACUCUGUCCAGUGGAGUGAGCAACUUCUUAAACAAGCUGAAAAAACCAAGACGUUCUACCCGGGGCUACCACACGUCUUCUAAUGCAUCCAACACUUAAUCCAAUGCAAAGUCAAGCAAAUCAUUAUUGUUUUUUGUACAGAAAUGUGCUCUUAUCAAGUUUGAUUUGGUUUUUAAUGGAUUGUGAACAAAUCAAGGAAACUGAACCCACUGCUUUUAGCAGCUGCUACUUGUAAUAAUACAUCUUUCUUCACAUGGCAUGUGCAUGUCUUUUCAAAAUGUAUAAUAAUCUGUUUGUAAACAUUUUUCAUCCCAACCUUUGAUCAAAAGAUUUCCUUAAUUUUUUAUGGUCUGGGAUUUAUUUGGUGGAUUUAUUAUGUUAAACAUUGAGAAGCUUAUAUCAGAUUAUUUUAAAUAAACAUAUAACAUACAAAGUAGAUGCAGAAAAGUAAAAUUUUUGCAAAGCAGGUUAUCCAAAUCACUUUAGUCCAAUAAUGAUUCUAAUGUUGAUGUAAUAUAACACUUCUAAUAUGAAUGAGAAGUAAUGAAUUUCAUUUUGUAAGUAGCUGUUGACGCUUCCGUUUUGUAUAAAGUGCGUGUGUGUGUGUGUGCGUGGGUGUGUGUGUGUGUGUGUACUGGGAUGAAGAGUGUAGAAAUCUCUAGUGACAGGAUGGUGUGUGUUAUACUUUUAUAACAGAACUGUACAUUUUAUUUAUUAAUGUUUUCCCAAACCUAAAGAUUCAAAAAUGUCAUUGUAAUACUU
Messenger RNA from Poecilia reticulata (guppy), 3270 nucleotides. RefSeq names its product adhesion G-protein coupled receptor F1-like. The record is from RefSeq and is a predicted model, not a curated record. Gene Ontology annotation, molecular function: G protein-coupled receptor activity. NCBI's taxonomy places the organism in Eukaryota, Metazoa, Chordata, Actinopteri, Cyprinodontiformes, Poeciliidae. Gene Ontology annotation, cellular component: membrane. Gene Ontology annotation, biological process: adenylate cyclase-activating G protein-coupled receptor signaling pathway; cell surface receptor signaling pathway.